UCAAAUCACUAGAGUCGAGUUCAGCCUGUCCGCCUGUGCACCUGUCGUCUACAACUCCGUGGAGCUCAUGGUUUAUUCUUCCUAGCAAGGGAACACGAUUUAACAAAAAAAUGCGUUAGGUAGGCCUGCACGUAUUUUUUCAUAUUCAUAAACAAUUCAUAUUUAACGUAAGACCUUUACUUUAAUAAUCAUGAAGAAGGGAACGUUGCAUUUUUUGGGUCGAAAGAAGCAAUCCCUUUUCGACACCAACAACCCUGUUAAGAUCCAGACGAUGGAGAACGGCCUUUCACAUAACAUGGAUCUGAUGUUGGAUUCGUCGGCCAUCCCCGACACGGGCACGGCCAAAGUGCGCCCCCGACCCACUGUCAAACACCACACCUCCUCGUCUGAAAGUGUUUAUGGGGUUGCGGUUCCGACCCCAACGGUCCCUAUGUUCUCUACGUUCAACGGACUACAGGGUGAGGGGAAAGAAGGGGAUCGACUGUCCAUUGGAUCGGCUAUAUCUUUGAACGAUCCUAUUGAGGGGAACAUUUUCGUUCCCCCUCCGCCUUCUGUGGCGCCCCCACCCCCACCCACACAGUUUAUCCUCCCUCCACCUGAUUUCAUGGGGGAACUAGACAGCCCUAACAGGGCAAUGAUUCAGCGGCCUAGUAUGCCUCCUCCAAAACCUCCUUCAGAGCCACCAGCAUUACAGGAUCUCGCCUUUAUGAAACCCCCACCCAUGACUCCUCCAAAACCUCCUUCAGAGCCACCAGCAUUACAGGAUCUCGCCUUUAUAAAACCCCCACCCAUGACUCCUCCAAAACCUCCUUCAGAGCCAACAGCAUUGCAGGACCUCACCUUGCUAAGACCCCCACCCAUGACUCCUCCGAAGCCUCCGUCAACUUACUCCAGUGCCUCCACCCCGAUUUCCACACCACCACCCAGCGUGGUUCCAGGGCUCCCCGAUUGCCCAAAAUUUGCACCACCCAAACCCCCUCCUGAAAAGCCAAAGAAACCAGGGAAGGCACCGCCCCCAACGCCCACUAGGAUGUCUUCGAUCGCUGGGACCGACGCCUUCAUCGAGCCGUACCCUCCUGCUGCCUCCCACCAGAUGAACACCCCCUCCAGUUUCAAUCCCCAGAAUAAUGCUAAACUUUACAAUGCUCCCAAAACCUCCAUUGUCAGUGGGCAGGGGGACUUUGACCCAAGACCAAAGCAGAUCUUGCUCUUACAACCCUCUAGUCCCGAUGCUGUCCAGGUAGAUGGAAAAGCCUCACCUACUCCACCAUCCAAACCGAGCCGUGGUGCUGCCCCGGCUGAAACCCAGCUGGACAGAGAACCCAAGAUGAACCCUCAAGCUAACAUUACAGCAAAGACAGCACAGUCGCAACCUAAGCCUGAGGCUAAACCUGUUAUUUCAAGCCUACAGGAAAAGGACCUUGCCCCAUCUCUUCCUCCAGUAUCAACAAAGUCGAGUAAAGAACUUUCAACUCAAGAUCUCUUAAAAGUCAGUCACAAGGGCAAUUACAGCCCCCUAAUAGAUCGCAAACUGCGGAACUUAAAGGGACCUGAAACAAGUGGGUCCUCAACUUCUCCCUUCGCCCUGUUGCAAGCAGCAAAGGAAAGGGAGAAAAACAGAUCACCCAAGACUAGUUUUAAGCACAGACACUCUUCUCCCAACUCCUUUGUUGUCACACCCAGGUCAAACUCAAUUUCCUCAACGACCCAUGAGAAUGGACGGGAAGAGGACUCACGGUCAACAUAUAGUGCUGCAGGGCCCAUGUCAACAGCACAAACCCAACCGCUCCACCUCGCCCCUCCAGCGGUCCGGAGUCCAGCUGCACCCAGCACUCCAGCUUUCGGUGGGUCGUCAACAGCGGGGACAUCCCCGUCGUUGGGCAGACUAGCCUCUGAGAAGCAAGAGGUCAAGCAAGCCAGCCCGUCACUCGACUACAGAAAGAGUGAGGCCAAUCCUCCAGAAACACCCAUGACAUUGCUCCCUCCGCCACCAGAGUUUUCCAACUUUAAUUUCAAUGACAUUAUGGAUUUACCUCCGGACUUUCCUCCACCCGAUCCUCCGAAAAAGAAGGCACCAGUAUCAAUAAUAAAACCUGUCUAUGCUGCUCCGGCUCCUCCACCCAAACCAGCUUCACCUGCUCCUUCCCAGGCUCCAACCCCGGCGCCUCCUCCCAAACCUAAAUCCGCUGCGCCCGCUCUGUCCCCGCCUCCGCCUCCGGCUCCAGCUCCGGUCCCAGAUGUGAAACCACUGGUGUACCAGACCUUGCCUCGGCUGCCCGUCCAGAAGCCGCUGCCCGAUGUCUCAGAGAGCCAGGCCACACUCUUAAGCAUUUUGCAGAAGAAGAUGAAGGAGAUGGACAGCAAAAUUAACCCAAAGAGAGAGAUGGAGUCCAGCAACGACGAAUGGGGUUCCCCCAUGUCUGACGAGGACACAAUGAUCCCGUUUACUCCCAGAACCACGCCACAGAAUAACAAGAACUAUAUGCUUCCUACUAAAAACGCACACCUGGACAUGCGGGAGUUGGAAACUAAAGUGGCCAAAAAACUACAGGACAACGCCACAGCCUCCAGCAGCGAGACAAAGUCAAAGCAACAUGGUAUGACGAUCACAGUGCGUCCUGGAACCAAACAACCCAUUACCGUUGUGAGUAAAGGGGAGCCUGCACAAGCUCUAUAAAUAUGCAACAUAUUCUUUAAAGACAAAAAGCAAUGUGUGGACCAAAUUUGACUGGCAUCAGUGGCCACUGGUUGUUGCAUUUUUAUCAGUACCAAAGUUCAUUAUUGCCUUGUUACCACAAACUUUAUUUUGCUUUUGGUUGAUGUUAUUUAAACACGGUCUUGAUUGAAAAUGUUGAUAUGUUCCAUAGUAUUUAUCAAUAUGGAAUGCUGCAUAAUGGAUAAGUACUGCUAUAUUCUUUCAGGCUUCAAAGGUCAAUGCAGUUGUUACAUAAUUAGAUUGUAAAUCAUUAAUGUUCUGUAACAAAUUAAUGAUUAUUUAGUCCACGGGACUUUAUAACCAAUUUUCUAGAUGAGGGACAGGAUUGAUUCAUUUAAUAAGAUAUCAUUAUGUUAUAUGAUGUGCAAAAGUUAUACGUUCUACAGUAGUAAAAUAAGCUCUUGUUUUGUAUCUACCAAUGUUUUCAAAUGUACAUCAAAUUGAUGUUUAUGUUUGUGUAAUGAUGAAGAAAUCAGAAAAGCUUCUGAUUGUUUGUGUUGCACGUGCCAAUAUUGAGAGCGGAUAUACAAGAGUAGUAUAUCUAUUUGAAUUGAAUUAUGUAGCAGUAACUGUCUGAACUGUAAAUAUAUAUAUUGAAAGAAUGGACCAAAUUCUAACCAACAUAACAAAGUCUGUAAAUAAAACUCUUAAAAUGAAUAAAACAUUUAAAUUGUCAA
Molecule: messenger RNA, 3393 nt
Organism: Gadus morhua (Atlantic cod)
Lineage: Eukaryota; Metazoa; Chordata; Actinopteri; Gadiformes; Gadidae
Product: nascent polypeptide-associated complex subunit alpha, muscle-specific form
Exons: 5
Coding region: 191-2677 (828 amino acids)
Source: RefSeq, a predicted model, not a curated record